Molecule: messenger RNA, 3478 nt
Organism: Lingula anatina
Lineage: Eukaryota; Metazoa; Brachiopoda; Lingulata; Lingulida; Lingulidae
Source: RefSeq, a predicted model, not a curated record
GACCUAAAACAAAAUGGCGACUGCUGCCACUUCACGUAAUGAGAUAGAAAACACAAUGCGUAUGGGACUACUGAUACAUAGGUCACAAAAUGUGCUUCAAGAUGUCCUCAGUUCACAGUUACAAACAACUUAUCCAGGGUUGUUUGAUCCGUCAAAUGGAGGAAAGUUGUUUGAUAUUCUAACUGACCAAAAGGCAAAUCAAACUUUGCUACAGUUGAAAAAAAUGAAAGUUUUGAAUGCAAGCCAAAUGAAGCUUCUAUACCCUUCCGGUAACCCCUCCACAACUGUGACACUGAAGAACUUAGAUGUGACUCUUACAGUAGUCUUGUUAAGAAAUAUCACAACACUAAACCCAAAGGGCAGUUGGGAAAAUCCACCAAUAACUGACAUGUCCAUGGAGGCCCAGAUUGGCAGAGUGAAGAGAUAUCGCAACAAAUUUUCCCACGGGGGCGCCAGUCUCACAGAUGCUGCAUUUCAGACCCAGUUUACAGAAUUGAAAGCUUUGUUGCUAUCAUUGUCCACAAUCUACACCAGUGAUGACUAUGACAAGUUGCUUACUGAUCCAUUGCAUGCAGCAGAAGCACCUUGUGAGCUCAUCUCUACUAACCUUCCAAGUAGAACUCCAGAGCUGAAGGGACGAGUGGACCUGGUGCAGAAAAUACUGCAGCAUGUUGAAAAUGACACAAAACUCAUUCUCCUGACUGGGAUGGGGGGCAUAGGUAAAACAAGCAUAGCUGUUGAAGUUGGACAUCAAAGAAAAGGUGUCAGAAAAGAGGUCAUGUAUAUUGAUAUGAGAAAAGUUGUAAAUCUUGAUUCUGUUAAAUUAUCACUUGUGCACCAUUUUCACCCAAAUCAGUUUUUGAAAGAUAUUUACAGUGAUUAUCAGAACAAAUUUACACAAACUAUGUCUAAUUUAGCAACAGACACUCUCCUUAUCCUUGAUAAUAAUGACAGCAUUUUGAAUUCACACCAGCAAGAGUUUCUGCAGUUACUGGAGGAUGUCAUGAAUUCAUCAAAAUAUGUCACUCUUUUAUGCACCAGUCGUGAAUCAUUCAGUCUUCUGUCACAAACCACAGUUACUAUAGACAUCCCUCCUCUUGAUAAAACAUCUUCACUUGAAGUCCUUUGGGGGGGAAAUACAAUCAGCCCCACAGAUAGUGAGACAGAAGCUUUAGGUGAAAUAUCAGAGAGAUGUGGCCACAAUCCCCUUGCACUAAAAUUAGCAGCUACCCAGAUCAAGCUCAAAACAGUACAGAAAGUGUUAGAGAAAAUGAAACGCAUAAAGGUCCUCCGCUCUCUUCAGUUACCUAACAUUCCAGCCUCCCAAGGUAUGCUUUCAUGCCUAGAGAUGUCUUACGAAACACUGACUGACACAGAGAAAAAGGUGUUUAGGGGACUGCAUAUAUUUCCUGUUGCAUUCAAUUCAAAAGAAGUCUCAGAGAUUUUGGAGAUGGAGGAAGAUGAAUGUGAAUCUGUCCUUGACAGUCUUAGCAAUAAGUCACUUUUGAGUUUGGUCCAAAAUACCUAUGAUCUGCAUCCUUUGGUGAAGGAGUAUGCAGAGUUUCUUGCACAAAAUGACAGCACCGAAACCUCUCACACACAAAAGAGAUAUUGUGGUUAUUACAUAAGGUGUCUUAACCAUCUAUGCAUUGUGCAUAAGAUUGGAGCUUCACUUUUUGAAAAUAUGUCAAAACUGGUGCCCCAUUUACACAUGACUGCCACCUUGCUUAAAAUGGAACUCUGUACUCCCGACAUACAACAGAAAGAAAACACACUUAAUUUCCUACAAAUGAUUGCAAAUGCAUUCCAUUUUCUUUUUCUGAAUCAAGAAGCUCUCUCGAUUUUACAGUCAAUUGAGGUAGAAAUGAACACAUAUUUUGAAAGUCAACCAAUCAAAACAGCAAAAGUGCAUAACCAUAUUGGUCUCGUACUACAAGCCAUAGGUAAGUACAAAGAGGCACUUGAUUAUCAUAUAAAAUUUCUGAAGGUAAGGGAAGAGCUCCUAGGUUCCAAACACCUUUAUACUGCCACCUCAUACAACAAUAUUGGUUGUACACUGGGAGACAUGGGUAAGUACAAAGAGGCACUUGACUAUCAAAAAAAAUGCCUGGAGAUAAGGGAAGAGAUCCUAGGUCCCAAACACCCUGACACUGCUUCAUCGUACGACAAUAUUGGCUGUGCACUGGGAAACAUGGGUAAGUAUAAAGAGGCACUUGACUAUCAUAAAAAAAGCCUGGAGGUAAGGGAAGAGUUCUUAGGUCUCAAACACCCUGACACAGCUAAAUCAUACAGCAAUACUGGCAAUGUACUGAGAUUCAUAGGUGAGUACAAAGAGGCACUUCACUAUUUUCAUAAGUGCCUACAGGUAAAUGAAGAGUUCCUAGGUCUCAAACACCCUGAUACUGCUAUGUCAUACAGCAAUAUUGGUAAUGUACUACAAGCCAUGGGUAAUAACAAAGAGGCACUUGACUAUCAAAAAAAAUGUCUGAAUGUAAGGGAAGAGCUCCUAGGUCCCAAACACCCUGAUACUGCUACCUCAUACAACAAUAUAGGUUGUGUACUGGGAAACAUGGGUAAGUACAAAGAGGCACUUGACUAUCAUAAAAAAUGCCUGGAGGUAAGGGAACAGCUCCUAAGUCCCAAACACCCCAGUACUGCUACCUCAUACAACAAUAUUGGUGGUGUACUGGGAAACAUGGGUAAGUACAAAGAGGCACUUGACUAUCAUAAAAAAUGCUUGGAGGUAGAAGAAGAGGUCCUAGGUCACAAACACCCUGACACAGCUGAAUCAUACAGCCAUAUUGGCAAUGUACUGAGAAACAUGGGUAAGUACAAAGAGGCACUUGACUAUCAUAAGAAAUGCCUGGAGGUAAGGGAAGAGGUCCUAGGUCACAAACACCUUCACAUGGCUAAAUCAUACAGAAAUAUUGGUAAUGUACUUCAAGCCAUGGGUAAUAACAAAGAGGCACUUGACUAUUAUGAAAAAUGCCUGGAGGUAAGGGAAGAGGUCCUAGGUCUCAAACACCCUGAUACUGCUACCUCAUACAGGAAUAUUGGUAAUGUACUACAAGCCAUGGCCAUGGGUAAGAACAAAGAGGCACUUGACUAUUAUAAAAAAUGUCUUGAUGUAAGUGAAGAGUCCCUAGGUCUCAAACAUCCUGACACUGCUACCUCAUACAACAAUAUUGGCGGAGUACUACAAGCCAUGGGUGAGUACAAAGAGGCGCUUGGCUAUCAUAAGAAAUGCCUGGAGGUAAGGGAAGAGGUCCUAGGUCUCAUACAUCCUGAUACUGCUGACCCAUACAACAAUAUUGGUAAUGUACUAAAAGCCAUGGGUAAGAACAAAGAGGCGCUUGGCUAUCAUAAGAAAUGCCUGGAAGUAAGGGAAGAGGUCCUAGGUCUCAAACAUCCUGACACUGCUACCUCAUACAACAAUAUUGGUGGAGUACUACAAGGCAUGGUUGUGCCCAUGAAAUAA